Messenger RNA from Closterium sp. Yama58-4, 3954 nucleotides. The record is from the annotation of a GenBank genome assembly. Lineage: Eukaryota; Viridiplantae; Streptophyta; Zygnematophyceae; Desmidiales; Closteriaceae.
AUGAAUACUGUCAUUGGCCCUCAGGCUCCCUAUGAUGCUCCUGGUGUGCACGCAGACGCGAAUUCCGACCAACAGGCCGAGGCUGCAAGAUCUAGUGCCGGGGAAGAUGAGGAUGCAGUGGGGAGUAUUGGCAAGCUGGCGUAUUGGCUGGUGAACGCAGCGUAUCUGCUGCAUCUGCUCAUGAGAUAUUUCAAGACCGAUGAAGUCCCACGGGAAACGGUGGCAUUUCAUCAGGCCAUCUUCAGCCCAACUGUCCCAUCUGAGGAUGAGAUAACUGUAGCGGAGGCUGAUGGGCUGCAUCUCGUGAAGCCCAUUGUAUUGCUUAGCCGUCGAAGCUGCACCUUACAUUAUGUCGACGCGUAUCUCAAGGAGGGAUUGAGGGAGCUGCAGCAGUGGACCUCUGCCGUCACUGAGGAGUAUGCUGGUGGCGCAUGGGACCAGCUGCAGCACAUCAGGCAGGCUGUGGAGUUCAUCUCCUUCCUGAGAAAACUAAGCGAUCCCAAUGCUAUCUUUGCGCCACGUGCGAUGCUGUAUGCCAUGCGUGAGAAGUGCAACAAAGAGGAUCCUCGCAAUGACAUACCUUUCCUCCUUGAUGCUGACUGGAGCCUCGCGCCGCUAUUGCAAGCAACCAUGACUACACAUUGGCGGAGUUCCGUCCGCCCGCUGCUGCUACUGCUGGCGGUGCUGCUGGCGCGGCAUGCGAGCGUGCAGGCAGCGGACAAUGCGAACGCCACCCAGCCAGCAGCGGACGACCCCGUGGUCAAAGCGGAGAAGGAGGCGGGCGAUAUCGUGCCUCAAGGGGCGUGUAAGGCGGAGAUAACGGCUUACUGUUCGGACCUACCCACGGGCAACCGCUCUCUGGAGCGUUGUUUGAGUACUCAAGUCAAGAUGGUGAUGGCGGGGAAAGUGAAAGCGAACCCCGAGUUCACCGCGGAGUGUUUGCUGGAGAUCCGCAACUUCAAGAUCGCGCUGUACAAGGACAUCAGCAUGAACAAGGAGAUGGGUGCGUGGGCGUGGGUAGUGGAGGCAUGCGAGGAGGGCAUCACGUUACAUCCGUCUGUGAUGGUUCCUGCCUCACCACUCCCCUCUUCGCCCCGUUAUCCUCCUUUCUCCCACCCACCAGUGGAGGCGUGCAAGGAGGACAUUGCAUCCUUCUUUGAUGACUCCUGCCUCACCACCUCUCUCCCGUUCGCCCCUUUCUCCUCCCCUUCCCCUUCCCCCUCCCUUGCCCACCCACCAGUGGAGGCGUGCAAGGAGGACAUUGCAUCCUUCUGUGAUGACGACUUCCUCUACCCGGAGCCUGGAAACGUGCUCGCAUGCCUGCGAGAGAGCAAGGAGUCGGGGCGGGUGUCGGACCAAUGUGCUAUAAUGGUGUUCGAGGCGCAGGAGGACGCAGCAGACGAUUUCCGCAUGGACCCACAGCUCAACAUGCUGUGCUCCAAGGACGCUGAUACCUACUGUGGGGACGUGCAGGCAGGCGAGGGGCGCAUUCAGGAGUGCCUGGUGAGUGCUUGGGGAAUGAAUGGAGAGCUCUUGGUGGGUCUAGACGCAGCUGACGACUUCCGCAUGGAUCUGCAGCUCAACAUGCUGUGCUCCAAGGACGCUGAUACCUACUUUGGGGACGUGCAAGCAGGCGAGGGGCGCAUUCAGGAGGCGCAGCAGAUGGCUUCCGCAUGGACCAACGCCGCAUGGACCAACGCCGCAUGGACCAACACCGCAUGGACCAACACCGCAUCCAUAUCCCACCCCUGCACAUCCUUCCACACCAUCCUUGACCCCCCUUUUCCCCUCCCUCAGCGUUGCAACCGCAAGAGGCUGGCUCCUCAUUCCCUUCCCCACUCUCUUCCCCUCCACACCCCCUCUCCCUCCACUUCAUCCCUUCCCGUGAGUGUGCAGCGGCGCAACCGCAAGAAGCUCAACUGGGAGUGCCAGGCGGAGCUGUUCCGGCAGGAGGUGGAGAAUGCAGAUGACAUCCGCCUCAACGUGCGCCUGUUCCGAGCCUGUCUGGAUGACAAGCGGCGUUUUUGUCCCGAUGUGCUGCCCGGGGAUGCCCGCGUGAAGGACUGCCUGGAGGAGCACCGCUCUGAGCCUGAGUUCUCCAAGACCUGCAAGGCGGAGUUUGACAAGAUGAUGGAGCGCAGGGCCGUGGACUUCCGCCUCGAUGCCAGCCUGCGCAAGUACUGCCAUAAGGACAUCGUGGAGACGUGCUACCCCGACGCGGAGGACAUCAGUGACGUGGCAAACUGGGACAGCAAGGUGAUGGAGUGCCUGCAGGACUAUAAGGAGGAGCUCAAGGACCCACGCUGCCGCCAGCAGGUGCACCGCCUCACCAAGAGGGCAGCGGAGGACAUUCGCUUCGACCAUCCUCUGCAUGACGCAUGCCAGCCCGACCAGGAGAAGCUGUGCAAGGACGUGCCGCCCGGCCACGCACGCGUCUUCACGUGUCUGCAGGAUCACCGCAAGGACCUUCGCCCUGUGUGCCGCGCCGCCCUCUUUGACCAGGAGAUCCGCUACGCAGGAGACAUUGACUUCAAAUUCGCCAUGCGCCAGGCAUGUGCCGAUGAGAUGAAGCGCCUGUGCUCCCAAGCGCCUGACAUGGUGAAGUGCCUGCAGGACCAUGUGACCGAGGCGGACAUGAGCAAGGGAUGUGCCGAUGAGGUCAAGAAGGACGAGGAGCGCAGCGCACAGGAUUUCCGCCUAAACUUCCGCCUCAACCACGCGUGCUUCGAGGACGUGCAGCACCUCUGCAUGAACGCCUGCGCCCCUCCGGGCGUGGAGGGGGCCAUGGCUGCUGCAGCAGCGGCCGCGGGGCAGGCGUGCGGAGGGGCGGUGCUCAAGUGCCUGUCUGAAAAGGUGUCUCAGCUGCAGAACGCCGAGUGCAGGGAGGAGGUCUUUUACUUUGAGCGCAGGCAGGUGGAGGACCCAGCACUGGACGUGCCUCUGCAGCAGGCGUGCAAGGACGAUGCUGACAUGUACUGUGGUGCCGGGGCGGGGUAUGCGGGUAGGGACCACAGCCGCACGCUUUCCUGCCUGCGGCAGAACAGGAAGAAGCUGUCGGCCAAGUGCAAGGCGGAGGAGCUGCGGUUCACUGCCAUGGAGGCAUCGGACAUCCGUCUGACGCCCACGCUGAUGAACGCGUGUGGAUUGGAGCUGCACCAGUUCUGCCGCGGAGUGCCGCCCAUGGGCGGCCAUGCCUUCCGCUGCCUGCAGUGGCACAUCCAGGAGUCUGGCAUGAGUGUAGCCUGCCGCGCUGAGGUGGACCUGCAGACCAUGCGCCAGUCGCAGUACUACCGCACCGACAUCGCGCUGCAGCUGCAGUGCGAUGCUGACGUGGCGGAUAAGUGCAGCGAGGUGGACGAGGCGGCAGAGAUGUCAAUGGGGGAGGAGACGGAGGAGGGUGACUAUGGCCCCAUCCUACGCUGCCUGCUGCAGUCCUACCAGACGCUCAAGCCUGCCUGCCAGUCCGAGGUGACCUAUGUGGUGCGCAACGCCCUGUGGAUGUACCACAGCAACGCACCCCUAACCAAGCCCUGCCACGCGGACAUUGAUGCCCUCUGCAACAGCACCAACGUGUCGGGGUUCAGCGAGCACAAGGGAGCAGUUGUGGGGGUGUUUGGGCAGUGCCUCGUGGACACGCCGCUCACUAAGAUCUCGGAUAAGCAGUGCCGGCAGAUGGUGGGCGUGGUGGCAGGCAGUGGCGGGCACGUGGGAGGGCUGGUGAAUGAGAAUCAGCUUGAGGACACGCUUACGAAGAUAGCAGAGAUCCAGCUGGUGGCUCAGGCUGAGGCAGAGGAGCAGGCAGAGGGCUCUCCACUAGUGCUGACUGGGUGGCUGGCCUUCAUUGCCAUCACAGCCCUCGCUGCUCUGCUGCUUGGUGGUGGCUUCUUCAUCUACCGCCGCUACUUUGACCCCCGCCGCAACUACACUGUGGUUGUCAAGGCUGGUGACGUGUGA